Molecule: messenger RNA, 5219 nt
Organism: Gadus morhua (Atlantic cod)
Lineage: Eukaryota; Metazoa; Chordata; Actinopteri; Gadiformes; Gadidae
Gene: sh2b2
Product: SH2B adaptor protein 2
Exons: 10
Coding region: 828-3002 (724 amino acids)
Biological process (GO): intracellular signal transduction; antigen receptor-mediated signaling pathway
Cellular component (GO): plasma membrane
Molecular function (GO): transmembrane receptor protein tyrosine kinase adaptor activity
Source: RefSeq, a predicted model, not a curated record
ACGUAUGUGGAAACGGGGCCAGGUGUUGUCACCAGCUCACCCUCGACCCUUCUGCCCCACCUACAUGAUUUGGACCUGAAUAUAUCCUACCCGGCCUGACCCAUACCCCUCUUAAUUCAAUUAACCCUCCCCUACACAUUUCCGAUUUACCUAUACCCACCCCUAGUUACCCACCUUACCCCAGACCUAUUCGUCUAAAACCUAUCCUUACCCUCUAUUUCCCUGACACCUUAAAUAUUCCCCAAGUACCCCAACACACCCCUCACCUCGCACACACUUGGUCUCGCCCGUCUGACGUCACCCCCACACCGCACAAAUGUUCUUCCGGACUUCACGUCGGGUCCUCCCGCAGCCCCCGGCACCCGGAAGCCAGCGCAACCGUAACAAUUGGCACGUGAGCUGUCUACUCAUCGAUGAAGGUCACGUGAGCGGUCCCCUCAUCAAUGAUUGGUUGGUAUCGGCUCGGUCCAAGAGAGGAGGAGGGAAGGGCCCAGAACGUAAAGGGGACGCGGCCCCUUUAAGGGCAGCCGUGGUUGCUCUUAUAUAGCUCCGAGUGACACCCUCACAUUCACAUAGACACUGUGUGUUCACCGCACCACCACGCCGACAAGGAGGGAAGUGUCUCCAAAUAGCAGCUCCACUCGGUCCGACAUCGCACGUAACCGGGCUCCCAGCGAGGGCUCACCUUGGGCACAGCCGUGCGGAGGAGCCCCUGAUGCGGUCUAGUCCUCACUAGACUCCCGUCCGCAGCACCGGAGCACCGCCCGACGGAGCCAUGAGACGAGCCCUGCAUUGAGGCGCUCCCGGCUGGGGGCCAUGGCCCAGUGAUGAACGGAGCAGGGGGCAGCCCAGACCUCUCCUCCUGCCCGCUGCCCGACUGGCGGGAGUUCUGCGAGCUCCACGCGCGCGCCUCCGCCUCGGACUUCGCCCACAAGUUCCAGCGCUUCCUGACGGAGAACCCCUGCUACGCGGCGCCCGGAGCCGACCUCAGCUUCUCCCAGCACUUCACCGCGCACUUCCUGGACUGCUUCUCGGCGGCGCUGAGCCAGGCGCGCGAGAGCCAGGCCGCGUCCCCCGGGGAGGAAGGCUCGGGGGCCCCUCCCAAGUACAGCAUCGUGCCCUUCCUGGGCAUCCAGGGCUGCCCCCUGUCCUACGGCCACGACCCCUACCAGCGCCGCAAGGACGCCGGGGCCUCCAGCGAAUCCCUGGACAGCAUGGACAGCCUGGGGGGCGGUGGGGGCGGGGACGGGGGCGGGGCCUCGUCCCGGGGCCCGCAGGUGCCCCACAAGACGCCGGCGCUGGGCCAGUCCCGCAGCUCGGAGGACGUGUCGGUGUCGCACCCCAAGGCGCGCUUCAAGAAGGGCUUCUCGCUGCGCAACAUGAGCCUGUGCGUGGUGGACGGCGUGAAGGAGAUCUGGCACCGCCGCGCCUCGCCGGAGCCCGACGCCACGGCCCCCACCCCCGGGGCCCGGCGGGCCAACGGCAGCGGGGGGCCGGGGGGGGAGGCGGCGGCGGCGGGCGGGGAGCGGUGGGCCCAGAAGCUGCGUCUGCCGCGCGGGGGGGCGGGCCACCGGGCGGAGCUGCUGGAGGUGCAGCGGGAGGGGGCGCUGCGCUACAUGGUGGCCGACGACAGCAGCUGCGUCGGGGGCGCGGCCCAGUGGCUGAAGUGCCGGCUGCUGCUGAGGAAGACCAAGCGGGAGGAAGAGCGGGACAAGUUCUACCUGGAGUUCUACGUGCCGCCCAAGUCGUCGAAGCCCAAGGUGAGCAUCCCUCUGUCGGCCAUCGUGGAGGUGCGGACCACCAUGCCUCUGGAGAUGCCCGACAAAGACAACACCUUCGUCCUCAAGGUGGAGAACGGCGCAGAGUACAUCCUGGAGACCAUCGACUCUCUGCAGAAGAACUCGUGGGUCGCCGACAUCCAGGACUGCAUCGACCCAGGCCUGCUGCUUGUUGACAGGGACAGCGGGGAUGACAUCGAGCUGGCAUCCUGCCCCCACGGACAGACGGCCAAGGACUGCUCCAUGGUGGCCUCCUGCAGCUGUGAGCUGCUAUCGGAGGGCGUCUACCGGCCACCCGAGAGGCCCUGCAGCGCGGCCGCUGAGCCCCACAGCGCCCCCUCAGUCCGCUGCCGGGAGUCGCCCUUCACCCAGCACCCCUCCCACAUGCCGCUGGAGCGCUUCCUCCAGUCCCCCGAGGCCCAGAGCUCAGGCGGUGCGGGCGCGGACCGGGCCAAGGAGCCGGCGCUGGAGGACGGCUCCAGCCUCAGCUGCUACCCCUGGUUCCACGGGACGCUGUCCCGCGUGCGCGCUGCCCAGCUGGUGCUCGCCGGCGGCGCCCGCAGCCACGGCCUGUUCGUGAUCCGGCAGAGCGAGACGCGGCCCGGGGAGUACGUCCUCACCUUCAACUUCCAGGGCAAGGCCAAGCACCUGCGUCUGUCGGUGAAUGAGAGCGGCCAGUGCCACGUGCACCACCUGUGGUUCCACACCGUCUCCGACAUGCUGCGCCACUUCCACGCCCACCCCAUCCCGCUGGAGUCGGGCGGCUCCGCCGACAUCACCCUGCGCUCCUACGUACAGGUGACGCGCUGCCCCACCGCAGACCUGCCCUCUGUCCCCCCUGUCCUCGCCCCACCCAGAGACCCGGGCUGCCGGAGUGACCCCCCCCAGCCCGGCCUGCACCUCCCCGGGGUCCCCCCGCCGGGCGACGCCCCCCUCUCCACCAGCUCCUCCUCCUCGCCCACCGCCCUUCCUGCCCUCUCCCGCAGUGACCCGGGUACCGGAGGAGGAGGAGGAGGAACAGGAGGAGGAGGAGGAGGAGCAGGAGGAGGAGGAGCAGGAGGAGGAGGAGCAGGAGGAGGAGGAGGAGGAGGGGGAGGGCUGCACAGCAGGAGCAACAGCUCCGAGCGUCUGCUGGAGGCCUCUAGCGGCGCCUCGGAGGACUACCACGACACCGAGGGCAACCGCCGAACACGGGCCGUGGAGAACCAGUACUCCUUCUACUGAGGGCCCGGCCGGGGGCCAGGGAGACGGGUUCUAGAGGGGGGGGGGGGGGGCAACCCCCGACAUCCCGACGGCCGGGGGGCGAGGAGGGAGGCGUCGGUGCUGGUUACGUUCCAGAACCCCGUUUGGUUCGCCUUUGUUGGUUUGUUUUGGUGUCCCCCCCCCCCCCCCCCCCCCCCCCCCCCCCCCCAGCGGCAGAGCGCUCAAAGGUCGCACGGUGCAGAUGUGGAGGUUCAGCUGAGGAAGUCGUCCUCUGGAGUCAUAUGGCAUGGAUUAGCCUCGUCACACCCACUUCCUGGACACGCCUACCCACAAUCCCCCAGGAGCGUGGCCUGUGGCCCGGACUGAGUGGAGAGCCCCCCCCCCCCCCCCCCCCCCAUGUUUGUGAAGCUGCUCUCGUUCCGCUCCGGACGUCUCCCUGUGGACGGUUGUUAGUGCCCCGCUGGAGGUCACGUCAACACCGGGCCCGACGGCGUGGUCCUCCCGCCCCAGCUGGCCCCCCUCCCCGCGGUGCCGAGAGGGUCCCGGCGCCUUCAGAGGAGCCUGGAUCCAGUGGGGCUGAUGGGGACACAUCAUAGCACCAGGUGGGAGUGUGGUCAGCCGCCUCAAGCCGUUGGACGAUGGAUCCGUCUACCAGCCUACCCAGUGGACCGUAGCGAACGUUGCUCGUCUAUCCGUCAACGACGUAACGGCUCAUCCUACUCGCACCUGGUGGUUUAAUCCGUCACCUUCAACAAGGGGGGGCCACACUGCCACGCAGAGUAACACCGUGGGUGAUGACGAUGCUGAUUAAUUGUAACGUAACAUCUGAAUACGCAGAGGGCUCACACCACCAUGGUGCAGAACUGAGAAGGUAUCAAUCAGGCCGGUCGGUUAAAUAUGAAUCAGCUUCUGCAUCACAGUCCGGAGAGCCAGCGUCUCUCAAACCGUCUCAUUCAUGAAGAACCCGUCAGCGCCUGGGAGCGUCCAUCGGGCUGAGCCUCUCGUCGUGAUCAUGGAAGCAUUAAGAGACUCAAGAUGGUUUCCCUCCAUGAGCAGAGUGGAGCUCCGAGGCCCGGACCCAGCCUCAGGGCCAAAGGGGAUCCACUCCCGGGUACAAACCAGUGUGUGGGGGGGUUGACUAAGAACCGGACUCGUUACUGAUGGACGUGCUCCUGAAGCGUCCCCCCGUCCCAGGCAGGGUCGGUCCCCCCUCCGGUGGGAUGAGCAGCCGAGAGACCCCCCCAGGGUUGCCAGAUUGGACGGGAAAUCUGGGCCAAUCUGGGAACACGGCCUGCGUGUCUAGAAGGGAGGCCUUGAGAGCUCCGGUGCACCUCACCCAGCAGAAGGCAGGGAGAUGGACGGACUCAGAGUGGGGACCCCCGGAGUGGGGACCCCCGGAGUGGGUCUGCUGGGGGGCCACAGUACAGUAACAAUAGGGCCGUGCUGGAAAGAUCCGUGGAUCUCUAUUGAGGAGUCUUUUUGUUUUAGUUUGAAAAAAACACCUUCACCUGACUCUCUGGGUCCAGGACUUUUAUGCAAUGGAAAAAUAAACUCACUUUUGCACCUUUGUAAAGCAUUUGAACCCCCGCCCCGCCCCCACCCCCACCCCCCUCCACCCCUUCCCGCGAUACAGCCGUCCCAGAAGCAGUGCACCUUGGCUUAAUGUAGGGUUAGAUGGAAUAGAGGUACAUGCUUUCCACAGCAGUUUUUGUUUUGGAUAGGCUAAACUUGCACAAGUGAAUUUACAAAUGUUGCUGGUUACAGGCAGGUGUGUAUAUAUAUAUAUAUAUAUAUAUAUAUAUAUAUAUAUAUAUAUAUACCGGCUUUAAAACAAAGAGCACAUGAGUUGGAACGACCGCACCAUGGAGAUGCUUCUGUCUUUUCGACCAGGGUCACGUAGUUCCCGUUUAGGGGAUGGAAGUCUUCAGUCCUGUCAGACUCACCGGGAGCUGCAGAGACAGCUAUAUGUGCCAAUUGAAAUCCUAUUUUUUGAAGUAUUUAUUUCUCGACAGUUUUAAAAGACUUUUUCCAAUCUAGUUUUAUUUAUGUACAAUUUGAUUCUCCGUGAAGAAAUCUCCUCGGUUGGUCACUAGAGAAGAUGGGUCAUUUUCUUUUCCUAACACUAGAGCUGAUUUCUGUUGUUUGGCUGAGUUUUGAAAAGUCUGUGCAGUUUUGUACAAAGUGAUGUACUUGACAUUCUACUUUAUAUUUCUGUGAAUAAAACGUGAUCGAACUGUA